AUGGAAGAAACUUCUGCAAGAACAGGAAGCUAUAUAAAGACUCCUAAAAAGCUCACAAACACAAAGGGAACAAUAAAUCCCGAUAACAGCGAGACCAAGGAUAAUAACUGUCUACAAUGGGCUAUAUGUGCAUUUAAUGCAGAUAGACUCUCGGAAGGCUCCGAACAAAUCGGGGUUUGA
Molecule: messenger RNA, 180 nt
Organism: Entrophospora sp. SA101
Lineage: Eukaryota; Fungi; Glomeromycota; Glomeromycetes; Entrophosporales; Entrophosporaceae
Source: the annotation of a GenBank genome assembly